UUUAUGUAUAUAUAUCGACGUUUAGUUAGUCAAAUAGAUUUUGACAAAUUUAUAGAAGAUUCAUGAUUUGUUAUUACUUCAAAGAAGAUAUAAAGUUAUAUUCUACAAGUACAAGGACUGUUUUUGUCAUUUUAUCCUUUAAGAUAUGGUUAUUUCAAAACAGCCCUCCUCAUUUUGGAAAACAUCAAAUCGACACCUUCCGAAAGUGGAGUAAGAAACCCUCCUAUAAAUAAACCAAUUUCCCUCCCAAUUUCCUCCUGCGUGUGUUAACUCCGCCAUUUAAUUUUCUUCAACUGCUACUUCACACACACACACACAUCACCUCCAUCUGAACUCUGAAGUAUGCUUGCCGGCGAAAACGACGGAUUUUCCGAUCGUGUUAAUGGCAUCAAGUCCACCCUACGUGUCGUCCCCGACUUCCCUAGACCAGGGAUACUAUUCCUAGACAUCACUACAUUGUUGCUCGAUCCAAAGGCCUUCAAAGACACAAUCGAUUUGUUCGUUGAGCGUUACAAACAGGAGAACAUCUCUGUAGUUGCAGGUAUUGAGGCUCGGGGUUUUAUGUUUGGUCCUGCAAUUGCACUGGCUAUAGGAGCCAAGUUUGUUCCUUUAAGGAAACCAAAAAAGUUGCCUGGUGAAGUGAUAUCAGAAAAAUACAUUUUGGAAUACGGAACAGAUUGUCUUGAAAUGCAUGUAGGUGCGGUUCAACCGGGAGAGCGGGCUCUUGUGGUUGAUGAUUUGGUGGCAACCGGUGGGACCCUUUGUGCUGCAAUCAACCUACUUGAGCGUGCUGGUGGCGUGGUUGUGGAGUGUGCUUGCGUGAUUGAAGUGCCGGAUUUAAAGGGUCGUGAGAGAUUAAAAUUGCAUGGGAAGCCGUUGUAUGUGCUUGUGGAGUCGAUGUUUGGACAAACAUGAUGGUGAUGAUGAUGAUGUGAUUUAUGGAAUCUGGGAGAAAGUGUAUAUUAGAGGGGUAUUAUCGGAAGAUGGUUUUUAGUAGUAAGCUUUUGAUGAUAAAAUCUCAUACACUGGGAGCGGAACACUUGCAUUUUUCUGUGUUUAGUGGUAGGGAAAUUUGGAUUCUUGGAAGGAAAAAUGUCGUUUUAAUUGGUGGUAUAUUUCAUAAAUGCAAAUUCGGUAUUUGGCUA
Lactuca sativa (garden lettuce) is the source of this 1145-nucleotide messenger RNA. Its product is annotated as adenine phosphoribosyltransferase 3. The record is from RefSeq and is a predicted model, not a curated record. Gene Ontology annotation, molecular function: adenine phosphoribosyltransferase activity. Gene Ontology annotation, cellular component: cytoplasm; cytosol. Gene Ontology annotation, biological process: adenine salvage. NCBI's taxonomy places the organism in Eukaryota, Viridiplantae, Streptophyta, Magnoliopsida, Asterales, Asteraceae.